GGGGAGGAUUGGGGGCGGGGCGCGGGCGCAGCUCCGUUUCCGGUGGCUCGUCGCGCUCGCUCACUCCAGCUGCAGCCACUCUCGCCCGUGGCUGCUUCCUCCAUCCUGGUAUUUUUUGGAGCCUCCAUCCUGGUUCUUCCAAAGUGCCCGGACCCAAAACAGGAAUUGAUAGGCUCACCCCAAAAUAUGCUUUUUGGGACUGAUUUAGAACCUGCAUAUUCUGCGUGAAUCUCUUUAAUUGAUUGCAGUUGAGCUAGAUGUUGGAGCCAAAAUGCUAUUGCCCUGUCUUCAUCAACAUUUAAUCAACUGUUGCAGAGAUAGGAACAUGGGGGAGAAACAAUCUGGAUAACAUGAAAGUGAUGCCGGUGGCCAAGGGAAGGCGACUUGAUUCUGUGGGAAGGGCUAUAGCUGAUCCAUCCGUUGUCUAGAUUUGAGUAUGAGCACAGUUGAAGAGGAUUCUGACACAGUAACGGUAGAAACUGUGAACUCUGUGACUUUGACUCAGGACACGGAAGGGAACCUCAUUCUUCAUUGCCCUCAGAAUGAAGUGGAUGAAAUAGAUUCAGAAGAUAGUACUGAACCUCCGCAUAAAAGGCUUUGUUUAUCCUCUGAGGAUGAUCAGAGUAUUGAUGAUUCUACUCCUUGCAUAUCAGUUGUUGCACUUCCACUUUCAGAAAAUGAUCAGAGCUUCGAGGUGACCAUGACCGCGACCACAGAGGUGGCAGAUGAUGAGAUUACUGAGGGGACUGUGACACAGAUCCAGAUUUUACAGAAUGAGCAACUAGAUGAAAUAUCUCCCUUGAGUAAUGAGGAAGUUUCAGCAGUUAGUCAAGCAUGGUUUACAACUAAAGAAGACAAGGAUUCUCUGACUAACAAAGGACAUAAAUGGAAGCAGGGGAUGUGGUCCAAGGAGGAAAUUGAUAUUUUGAUGAACAAUAUUGAACGCUAUCUGAAGGCACGCGGAAUAAAAGAUGCUACAGAAAUCAUCUUUGAGAUGUCAAAAGACGAAAGAAAAGAUUUCUACAGGACUAUAGCAUGGGGUCUGAACCGGCCUUUGUUUGCAGUUUAUAGAAGAGUGCUUCGCAUGUAUGAUGACAGAAACCAUGUGGGAAAAUACACACCUGAAGAAAUUGAGAAGCUCAAGGAGCUCCGGAUAAAGCAUGGCAAUGACUGGGCAACAAUAGGGGCGGCGCUAGGAAGAAGUGCAUCUUCCGUCAAAGAUCGGUGCCGACUGAUGAAGGAUACUUGCAACACAGGGAAGUGGACAGAAGAAGAAGAAAAGAGACUUGCAGAAGUGGUUCACGAAUUGACAAGUACUGAGCCAGGUGACAUAGUCACACAGGGUGUGUCUUGGGCAGCUGUGGCUGAACGAGUGGGUACCCGCUCAGAAAAGCAGUGUCGUUCUAAAUGGCUCAACUACCUGAACUGGAAACAGAGUGGGGGUACUGAGUGGACCAAGGAAGAUGAAAUCAAUCUCAUCCUCAGGAUAGCAGAGCUUGAUGUAGCUGAUGAAAAUGACAUUAACUGGGAUCUGUUAGCUGAGGGAUGGAGCAGUGUCCGUUCACCACAGUGGCUUCGCAGUAAAUGGUGGACCAUCAAAAGGCAAAUUGCAAACCAUAAGGAUGUUUCGUUCCCUGUCUUAAUAAAAGGUCUUAAACAGUUACAUGAGAACCAAAAAAACAACCCAACGCUUUUGGAGAAUAAAUCAGGAUCUGGAGUUCCAAACAGUAAUUCCAAUUCCAGUGUACAGCAUGUUCAGAUAAGAGUUGCCCGCUUGGAAGACAAUACAGCCAUCUCUCCUAACCCCGUGACAGCAUUGCAGAUUCCGGUCCAGAUCACCCAUGUCUCUUCAACAGAUUCCCCUGCUACUACUGUUGACUCGGAAACAAUAACACUAAACAGUGGAACACUACAGACAUUUGAGAUUCUCCCAUCUUUCCAUUUACAGCCUACUGGCACUCCAGGCACCUAUCUACUUCAAACAAGCUCAAGCCAAGGCCUUCCCCUAACUCUGACUGCUAGUCCCACAGUAACCCUGACAGCCGCUGCGCCUGCUUCUCCUGAACAGAUUAUUGUUCACGCUUUAUCCCCAGAACAUUUGUUGAACACAAGUGACAAUGUCACAGUGCAGUGUCACACACCAAGAGUCAUCAUUCAGACUGUUGCCACAGAGGACAUUACUUCUUCCAUAUCCCAAGCAGAACUGACAGUAGAUAGUGAUAUUCAAUCAUCUGAUUUUCCUGAGCCUCCAGAUGCCCUAGAAGCAGACACCUUCCCAGAUGAAAUUCAUCAGCCUAAGAUGACUGUGGAGUCAUCAUUUAAUGAUGCUCAUGUAUCCAAAUUCAGUGACCAAAAUAGCACAGAACUAAUGAAUAGUGUUAUGGUCAGAACAGAAGAAAUCUCCGACACCGACCUCAAAGAAGAGGAGGAAUCGCCCCCUGAUUUAGCCAGUGCUUAUGUUACUGAGGAUUUAGGAUCUCCUACUAUAGAAGAACAAGUUGAUGAAACAAUUGAUGAUGAAACAAUACUUAUCGUUCCUUCACCACAUGGCUUUAUCCAGGCAUCUGAUGUUAUAGAUACUGAAUCUGUCUUGCCUUUGACAACACUAACAGAUCCCAUACUCCAACAUCAUCAGGAAGAAUCAAAUAUCAUUGGAUCAUCUUUGGGCAGUCCUGUUUCAGAAGACUCAAAGGAUGUUGAGGAUUUGGUAAACUGUCAUUAGGUAAUUCUUAGAAAUAGGCAGUUCAAGUAAAGAAGCCACACUGUUAAUUACAACAUCUCUAAGGAAAUAGGAGCAACUCUCCCCAAGAGGGUUAAAUUUACCAUUUUAAAUAGCUACAGUGCUUAAGCCACACAAAUUGUUGCUGCUAUGACUUUUUACCUCCUUUGAAUACAUCAUUUGAGGUCCAGUUUUAUGACAGUGUGUAGUUAAAUGGAAUAUGGGAGUUUUAACUGCAUAGAUCCCUAUGUUUAGUGUUAUUUUGUUGGUAGGAAUGUCAUUCACUUCAAAUACUGAGCAACGUUUAAAAUCACAGUUUAACUGCUCUGGUUUACAGACAGUACUAUUCAUCUCUAAAGGUCAGACUCAAGUAGGCCAGGUGGUAUUUCAGAGAAGUCAUAUCAACAUGGUCUACAGUUUAUCAGUGACCUCCUUCAAAAAGAUUAAAUAUCAUCACUUUGAGACCUGACCAGCACACAAGUACAUAGACCUAGGAUAUGGUGGUUAUUUCUGGUUAACCCAUUGCUGGCAGUGGGAGCUGAUUUAGUCAGGGUAAAGAGGAAAGCAUUAAAAGCGUUAACAUUCACUACAGGUUUUUUUUUUUUUUUUAAUCACUUUAAAGGGAAUAUGGAUAAGCAUAGUAACAAAACCCACCAAAAGCUAAGCAGUUUUCCCCCUUCAGAAACCACUGUCAUUAGUUUACAAAGUUAGCACUUUGAAGUAAAUUAAAUAGUAUAUAUAAUUACCCAGAAAAAAGUUGGGGAUAUUAGAAUUUGCCAUUCACUUAGUACAUUAGCUGGUGGGGUACAAUAUACCUUCUUCCUCUCAGGCAAUUUUAAAAAACAAAACAAAAUUUGGUUCUGUAACAAAAGGAAACAAAUCAAGAGUCAUUCCUAUACUAGAGAAGGGUUAAGCCAAAACUAGCCAAUAGGGCUUUUAAUGAACAUGACCCCUAGAGAAAAGUCACAAAAAAACCCUUGUAUAAAUUAUUUUAUUUAUUAUUGUAAUUAGAUCUUCACAAUCAAAGUUGUCUUCACUGUCUGUUUUGUUAAAGUGAAACUGUAGUUAUAAGCAAAAGUUGGUUGCCUAGGGAACAAUUGUAUAUUCAGUUUAACAGAAAUAAAAGAAUAUUUGUCUUAAAAUGCAA
Microcebus murinus (gray mouse lemur) is the source of this 3866-nucleotide messenger RNA. RefSeq names its product cyclin D binding myb like transcription factor 1 (gene DMTF1). Gene Ontology annotation, cellular component: nucleus. NCBI's taxonomy places the organism in Eukaryota, Metazoa, Chordata, Mammalia, Primates, Cheirogaleidae. Gene Ontology annotation, biological process: regulation of transcription by RNA polymerase II. Gene Ontology annotation, molecular function: RNA polymerase II cis-regulatory region sequence-specific DNA binding; DNA-binding transcription factor activity, RNA polymerase II-specific. The record is from RefSeq and is a predicted model, not a curated record.